Triticum turgidum subsp. durum (durum wheat) is the source of this 2001-nucleotide messenger RNA. The record is from the annotation of a GenBank genome assembly. Lineage: Eukaryota; Viridiplantae; Streptophyta; Magnoliopsida; Poales; Poaceae.
AUGAGCGAGGAGGAGGCGCAGAGGUACGGCGGCGGGACCGGCGGCGGUGGCGUCGGGGCGCUGUCCGUGGAUCUGCUGGGCCAGGUUCUCGACCGCGUGCUGGAGCGGCGGGACCGCAAGGCUUGCCGCCUCGUCAGCCGCGCCUUCGCGCGCGCCGAGGCCGCGCACCGCCGGGCUCUGCGGGUGCUCCGCCGGGAGCCGCUCCCUCGCCUGCUCCGCGCCUUCCCUGCGCUCGAGCGGCUCGAUCUCUCGGCCUGCGCCUCGCUCGACGACGCGUCUCUUGCAGCCGCUUUGGCCGGCGCGGACCUCGGCACCGUCCGACAGGUCUGCCUGGCGCGGGCCAGCGGAGUGGGGUGGCGCGGGCUGGAAGCCCUGGUGGCCGCCUGCCCCAGGCUCGAGGCAGUCGACCUGUCGCACUGCGUCGGUGCUGGGGAUAGGGAGGCUGCCGCGCUGGCCGCGGCCUCCGGGCUGAGGGAGCUGAAUCUGGAAAAGUGCCUGGGCGUCACUGACAUGGGACUCGCCAAGGUAGCCGUGGGGUGCCCCAGACUGGAGAAUCUGAGCUUCAAGUGGUGCCGUGAAAUCUCUGACAUCGGUGUCGAUCUGCUUGUGAAGAAGUGCCGCGAGCUCCGCAGCCUUGACAUCUCCUACCUAAAGGUGAGCAAUGAGUCCCUCAGAUCAAUAUCGACACUUGAGAAGCUUGAGGAGUUGGCCAUGGUUGCUUGCUCAUGUAUAGACGAUGAAGGCCUGGAAUUGCUUAGCAGAGGAAGUAAUUCAUUGCAGAGUGUUGAUGUGUCAAGAUGUGAUCAUGUGACUUCCCAGGGGUUAGCUUCACUGAUAGAUGGUCACAGUUUUCUCCAGAAGCUAUAUGCCGCAGAUAGUUUGCAUGAGAUUGGACAGGAUUUUCUAUCCAAGUUAGUAACACUGAAGGCAACCUUGACCGUGUUGAGACUUGACGGCUUUGAAGUGUCAUCCUCUCUUCUUUCAGCGAUUGGUGAAGGUUGUAGCAACUUGGUUGAGAUUGGACUAAGCAAAUGCAACGGUGUUACAGAUGAAGGCAUCUCUUCGCUUGUAGCUUGCUGUAGCUACCUAAGGACAAUUGAUCUCACAUGCUGCAAUCUAGUCACAAACAAUUCCCUUGAUUCAAUAGCUGACAACUGUAAGAUGCUUGAAUGCCUCCGGUUGGAGUCCUGCUCUUCAAUAAACGAGAAAGGACUAGAGAGAAUUGCGAGCUGUUGCCCCAAUCUAAAGGAGAUAGAUCUCACUGAUUGUGGAGUGAAUGACGAAGUUAAUUCUCUUGCAGCGUUGCAUCAUUUGGCGAAGUGCUCUGAACUGCUGAUAUUGAAAUUAGGCCUGAGCUCAAGUAUUUCGGACAAAGGCCUUGGUUUUAUUAGUUCAAAGUGUGGAAAGCUCGUUGAACUUGACCUCUAUCGCUGCAGUUCUAUCACCGAUGAUGGGCUGGCAGCCUUAGCCAACGGCUGCAAGAAAAUUAAGCUGCUGAACCUUUGUUACUGCAACAAGAUAACUGAUAGUGGUUUGAGCCACCUGGGCGCUCUGGAGGAGCUCACAAACCUUGAACUGAGAUGCCUGGUCCGCAUUACAGGCAUCGGAAUUUCUUCGGUUGUCAUUGGCUGUAAGAGCCUGGUAGAACUUGACUUGAAGCGCUGCUAUUCUGUCGAUGAUUCUGGCCUAUGGGCUCUUGCCCGAUAUGCUCUAAACCUUAGACAGCUUACCAUAUCAUACUGCCAAGUUACUGGCCUAGGCUUGUGCCACCUGCUUAGCUCCCUGAGGUGCCUCCAGGACGUGAAGAUGGUGCACCUCUCGUGGGUUUCCAUAGAAGGGUUCGAGAUGGCUCUGAGAGCCGCUUGUGGGAGGCUGAAGAAGCUGAAGAUACUCAGCGGUUUGAAGACCGUGCUAUCCCCUGAUCUGCUCCAGCUGCUGCAAGCCUGCGGCUGCCGCAUCAGAUGGGUCAACAAGCCUCUUGUCUACAAGGAUGCCAUCUGA